Messenger RNA from Gossypium raimondii (Peruvian cotton), 1261 nucleotides. RefSeq names its product endochitinase. Gene Ontology annotation, molecular function: chitin binding; chitinase activity. The transcript is spliced from 3 exons. Lineage: Eukaryota; Viridiplantae; Streptophyta; Magnoliopsida; Malvales; Malvaceae. Gene Ontology annotation, biological process: carbohydrate metabolic process; chitin catabolic process; defense response to fungus. The coding region runs from base 45 to 1070 and encodes 341 amino acids. The record is from RefSeq and is a predicted model, not a curated record.
AUAUCCUCUCGCAUUUCAUCACAAAUCUACGUACAUUUGCAAUAAUGAGAUUACAUACGUUGUUAUUUUCUUCAUUGUUUUUAUCCUAUGCGGUGGUUCUAGCCACAGCUGUGCAAUGUGGUGAGGAAGCCGGUGGUGCUUUAUGUCCUGGUGGCAUAUGUUGUAGCAGAUGGGGCUAUUGUGGCACCACUGACAGCUACUGCCUCGAGGAAAAUGGUUGUCAACUUAAUUGCACUGAUGGUGACUCUGGUGGUGGUGGCGGUGGCGGUGGCGGCGGAGGAGGCGGUGGCAGCAGCGGUGACGGUGGUGCACUUGGUGACAUUAUAUCGAGUGAACUGUUUGAAGAGAUGCUGCCAUAUAGGAACGAUCCUCGUUGCCCAGCCGCUAACUUCUACACCUACGAUGCUUUCAUAGCUGCCGCAAAGUUGUAUCCGGACUUUGCGGCGACCGGGGAUAACGACACUCGGAAAAGGGAAGUUGCUGCUUUCUUAGGCCAAACUUCCCACGAAACUACUGGUGGAUGGGACGGUGCACCCGGUGGUCGAUAUGCAUGGGGAUAUUGCUUCAAUGAGGAAGUAGGUUGCCCUGCAGGUUAUUGCGAAUAUAACCCAAAUUAUCCAUGUUAUCCUGGUGUAAACUAUUGUGGCCGCGGUCCCAUGCAACUUUCUUGGAACUAUAACUAUGGCCAAUUUGGAGAAUCCAUAGGACAGAAGGAGGAGCUUUUACAACACCCUGAGGUGCUGAAAACCAAUGUUACAUUGUCCUUCAUGUCUGCUUUCUGGUUCUGGAUGACUGCACAACCCCCGAAGCCAUCGUGCCACAGUGUGAUCACCGGAGAGUGGAUACCUUCCGCUAACGACGUAGCCGCUGGUCGGCUUCCAGGGUACGGUGUGACCACAAAUAUUAUCAAUGGCGGCUUGGAAUGUGGUCAUGGUCCAGACUCUAGGGUAGAGAGUCGAAUUAAGUUCUAUGAAAGGUACUGUGACAUUCUUGGAGUUAGCUAUGGCCCCGACCUUGAUUGCUACAAUCAGAGGCCUUUCAGCUGGGGCCUCUUAGUGGAGUCUAUAUAGCUUACGGUGUCUGAAUAGUAGAUAAGCAGUUUCUGCAUUGAAAUAAAAAAGACAUAGAACAGUGUUGUUCUUGUUGCUAUAUAUAUAUAUGGACAAUGUGUUCUAUGCUUAAUUAUGUCAAAGUUGCUGUGUUUUAAAUUUUAUGUAAGCUUUAGCAGAAGCAUAUAAUAAAAUUUAUGCUUAAUCCUUAA